AUGCCGGCAGCCGAUCUCGCCCCGCCGCACCUCGUCUCCCGACCUCCCUCGUCUGGCCAGUCACAUCAGGCAUAUCCAGAGUCCGAAGGUACGUUCAGCACAUGUCUACGCCCCCGGCCAACAAACCAGUCCCCCGGCGCACGCGCAUCAACGCUGUCGACGCCCGUACUGUACGCCAGCGUGCAUGUGCACACUCCCGACGCCACCCGGAUCCGAAUCACGCCCCUCUGGCAUCCGCCUGCCCGACGAGCGUUGUUGAACGGUGCCCAGGGCGGGCUGUGGCUGGAUGGGCGGGAAGCAGUGAGGUUGUCGGAGUCGGACGUGAAGCGAGGCGCACUGACGCGCAUCGCGCCACCGUUCCGGGAAUCUCUUGCCUCUGUUCCCCUGUGGGCGUGCAGAACUUCCAUGCGCGUCAUGCGCGUCCAAAUCGCGAGCCACACGCGAACUCCCCCCGACGAUCCCCUCGCAGAAGCCCCUCUGGCGGCACCGGCGCCCUCGACCGCCAACACAAUCUGCGAUUCGCCGACGCCGCCACGCACUGCCUAUGGCCAAUGA
Fomitopsis serialis is the source of this 555-nucleotide messenger RNA. RefSeq lists its product as uncharacterized. Bases 1 to 555 code for a protein of 184 amino acids. The transcript is spliced from 2 exons. Lineage: Eukaryota; Fungi; Basidiomycota; Agaricomycetes; Polyporales; Fomitopsidaceae. The record is from RefSeq and is a predicted model, not a curated record.